AUGAAAGUAUUUACAUCAGAAGAAUUAGAACAAAAAUGGGAUGGAUUUAGUAAAAUCUUUCAACAUUAUAAUGAAUGUUCAACAGCACCGGUUGCAUUUUUAUUAAUUACCAGUUUAGGUAUUACAAGUCAAUUUGGAAGUGCUCAAAAUUCUUGUAAAUCUAUAUUAGAAGUUGCAUGUGGUCCAGGUGCAGGUACAAAAUUAUGUUUACAAUAUAAAAACGAUUCAAGUAAAUUCAUAUCAACUGAUAUUUCAAAUGAAAUGAUUCAAUUAACUAAACAAUGUUUAGGAAUGACCAAUAAUGGUGAUGGUGGUGAUGAAAUUCCAGAAAAGAAUUUCAAAAUUCAACAAUGUAAUGCUGAAAAACUACCAUUCCCAGACAACUCAUUCGAUCGUUAUUUUAGUAAUUAUUGUUUACAUUUAGUAACAUCACCAGAAACAAUGUUAAAAGAAGCUUACAGAGUAUUAGAAGUUGGUGGUAUUGCCGCAUUUUCAGUGUGGGGUAGACCUGAAAAUUCAAAUCAAUUUACAAUUGUUAAGAAAAUAGCCGAUGAAAUUGGAAUUGAUAUGAGUUCACAAGAAAGAUCAUCAUUUCAUUUAAACGAUACAACCAAGUUACGUCAAAUGGCAUUAGAUGCUGGUUUCUCAAGAGUACUCGCUGGUCAUUCAUUUGUUAAUUCACCAAUUCAAAAUGGUGAAGAAUAUUCUGAAGUAUUCCUAUCACCACCUGGUUUACAAAAAUUCAUUCAAACACUUGAUAAAGAGAAAUAUUUACUUUGGAAAUCAAAGAUUGUAAAUCAUGUUGAUGAACUUUUAAAUAAAGGUGAAUUUAUAGGUUCUGAAGUUUCAUAUAUUAUUUGUACAAAAUAA
Messenger RNA from Dictyostelium discoideum AX4, 870 nucleotides. RefSeq lists its product as hypothetical. NCBI's taxonomy places the organism in Eukaryota, Evosea, Eumycetozoa, Dictyosteliales, Dictyosteliaceae. Gene Ontology annotation, molecular function: S-adenosylmethionine-dependent methyltransferase activity. The transcript is spliced from 2 exons. The coding region runs from base 1 to 870 and encodes 289 amino acids. The record is from RefSeq and is a predicted model, not a curated record.